Messenger RNA from Staurois parvus, 1050 nucleotides. The record is from the annotation of a GenBank genome assembly. Lineage: Eukaryota; Metazoa; Chordata; Amphibia; Anura; Ranidae.
AUGCCGGGCCCGCAGGCCGGGAGCAGAGCCCGGGUGUAUGCCGAUGUCAACAGCCAGAGGAGCCGUGACUACUGGGACUACGAGGCGCACCAGCCCGCCUGGGGGAAUCAGGAAGAUUAUCAGCUGGUGAGGAAGUUGGGCCGUGGGAAGUACAGCGAGGUGUUUGAGGCGAUCAACAUCACCAACAAUGAGCGUGUGGUGGUGAAGAUACUGAAGCCGGUGAAGAAGAAGAAAAUAAAGCGAGAAGUGAAGAUUUUGGAGAAUUUGAGAGGAGGAACCAACAUUAUCCGUCUGCUGGACACCAUAAAGGACCCCGUGUCCAAGACUCCGGCCCUGGUGUUCGAGUACAUCAAUAACACAGACUUUAAGCAAUUAUAUCAGAUCCUGACAGAUUAUGACAUUCGAUAUUACAUGUACGAGCUACUAAAGGCUCUGGAUUACUGUCACAGCCAGGGGGUGAUGCACAGAGACGUCAAACCGCAUAACGUCAUGAUUGAUCACCAGCAGAAGAAGUUGCGACUGAUAGAUUGGGGAUUGGCAGAGUUUUAUCACCCAGCACAGGAGUACAAUGUGCGUGUUGCCUCCCGAUAUUUCAAGGGGCCGGAGUUGUUGGUGGAUUACCAGAUGUAUGAUUACAGUCUGGACAUGUGGAGUCUCGGCUGCAUGUUAGCCAGCAUGAUCUUCCGCAAGGAGCCAUUUUUCCACGGUCAGGACAACUACGACCAGCUGGUCCGUAUUGCCAAGGUCCUGGGUACAGAUGAUCUGUACAAUUACCUAAAGAAGUACCAUAUAGAGUUGGAUCCCCACUUUAAUGAUAUUCUGGGACAACACUCGCGGAAACGUUGGGAGAACUUCCUGCACAGCGAGAACCGGCAUCUGGUGAGCGCAGAGGCUCUAGACAUUUUGGAUAAAUUACUGCGCUACGACCAUCAGCAGAGACUGACCGCCAGAGAAGCCAUGGAGCACCCCUAUUUCUAUCCAGUAGUAAAGGAGCAGCAGGCUCAAACAGACCCAAAUCUGCUCCCUGGCAACAUGUCAACAGCUCGAUGA